AGUCUCUGCUUAUGUGUCCUUCUGUUCCACAAUUGAAACAUUUAUUAGUGUUCUGAUUAAUUUGCUCAGCGAGAACUGAGCUUCAGUUCCAACAUGUUGACAUACUUUAAUACAUUCUCUGAGGGCUCCCGAGAACCUUGUCUUCCUGUUGCAAAAGAUCAUUUGGGUUGUUGAGAGUCAGGCACUCAUUUCCAUGCGGCUACAGCAAUACAUGAGACUUGUUCAAAAACUCAUCUAUCAAGGGCUAUUUGUGCUUGUAUAGCUCAGCAGCAUUGUUUCCAAGCAAGAGGAGAAAGCUGCAGUCCUGUGUAAAGCCAUAGUCUAACUUCCUGGGCACACUAACUGAGUGGCAGAGACAAGAAAGGAACAGCAACAUCAAGACGGAAUACCUCCUCAUAGAUACUGAAGUCAGAGUCUCUAAACCCAGAUUCUGAGGCCUGUUCCAAGAGUUGACACAGAUCCCAUGGAGCUUAUGUUACAGUGACAGCUAGAGCAUGGAAAGAAAACACCUGAAGAAAGAGAUUGAAAAACUCCUUGGAGAUUAUGUUGACAUCAAACUAUGAGAAAAUGAAUUUGAUCCAAGAGGACAAAGGCAUUCCACCUUUCUACAUGACAUGUGUCUCCUGUCUUUCCAACUCCACUACAACUUAGCCUUCAGUGUAGCUUUGCUGUGGCUAAGUGACUUGGGUGUUCAGACUGCAGUACAAGAAAGAAAAUGUGAAUAUUGCAAAGCUAAGGCCCUGCUGAAUUUUGCAGCUCGCAACCAAUACAUGCAUCCCAACCAAAUUGAGAGAGAAGCUAUGAUAUUAUCUUCAUAUACUGGAAUGUUAAUGAACAGCAUUCUUAUUGAAGAGAUCUUUGACAUUUCCAGCGUGAGGCCCUCAGCAACACACUGGCAGAGUUCUGCAAAUGACCACUGGAUUCAAACUUCCAAGCUCUCCCUGCAUCCAUUUGCCAUGCUGACUGCCUCUGAAGAUGCAGAGUAUGCCUGGAAAAAAAGGAGGACGCAUGAAGCUGCGUCAUAUCAAAAGACCAACUCUUGUUCAUCAAGGAGAGCUAAAAAACAGCAAGUAACAGGACUCGCCAGAGGAAAGCAGCAAGUUGACAAAGGAGCUACAGAAGCAAAACAAGGAAUCUCGGAGAAGGCGGGAACAGAUACAAAAGCAAGGGAUGCAAAGGAAGCAAAGACAUAA
This is a messenger RNA of Cuculus canorus (common cuckoo), 1193 nucleotides long. It is a transcript of the gene C6H2orf80, whose product is annotated as chromosome 6 C2orf80 homolog. NCBI's taxonomy places the organism in Eukaryota, Metazoa, Chordata, Aves, Cuculiformes, Cuculidae. The record is from RefSeq and is a predicted model, not a curated record.